CUACGGCACAGCGAGGAGUUGUCGGCCAUGCUGCGGGCGUUCCCUGCUCUGGUGGUGGCUGGGUCCCGCUGGCCUGUCUACGAGGCGUUGCAUCAUUUCAGCACGCUUCACACGCCAGCCUCUGAGGCAUCCGCCGUUGUACUGUGCACAGACGUUAAGUCCGUUUCCGGCAUCGACUGGGGCCAAUUGUUGGCCAACGCUAUCCAGUGGGGCCAGCAGGGAAUUCUUGGACUGGAGCCCGGACAGGGAUCUCCGGAGCAUACCUUGGCGCUAAAGACAGUGCUGGACGCAUUGGGAGCAGAACCCCAACGUUUUGCCGAUGCUGCACAGGAUGAGUGUCCCCUAGGCUUUCUUUUCCUUUGCAUAGUUCAAAUGAUCGCUGCAGCCAUGAGAUUGACGGGCACAGUUCAUAUUUGGGCAAAGUCAGUCGACAAGCUUAUGGCGGAUAUCCCGUACUUCAUGGUUUCUGGAUCUCAGUGGCCCAUCUAUCAGUUGUUGGGCAUGCUGUCUGCGAUGUUUCAGCGUCCUGAAUACAGCCGCGCGCUUGGACGUCAGUUUCAUGGAGAAGUGCACAGAUGGGGAGGUACUCACCCCAUGUCUAAACGCUUCCGAGCAUUUGGGGAUCUUCGCCUGCGACCU
Molecule: messenger RNA, 639 nt
Organism: Symbiodinium pilosum
Lineage: Eukaryota; Dinophyceae; Suessiales; Symbiodiniaceae
Source: the annotation of a GenBank genome assembly